AUCGGUAUAUUAUCUUUUGAUCAGAGAUAUCAGAUAAAGUCUGAUCUGAAAUUGUUAUAAAAUUUGUUUCGUAACGAAUCCUAUACUUAAUUUGGGCUCAUGGUUCAUGUGGUGGUAUUAAAUGUAUUAUUAGGAUGCAACUGUCUCAUAAAUUAUUCAAACGACCAAUAAUAGGUAAAGGUAGAUAAAGGAGAGUGCGGCCAAUCUAUAUCGUGCCUAACUUGGAAAAGAAGAAGUGGCUUUAAUCAGUAUCUCGAUUAGUUAAAUCCUUAACUGCAGCAUAAUUGGUUCUAAAUUAAUGAACGAGGCCACGUGGGAAAAAAUAAGAACAAGAUUCACGAAAUAAGAACAUUUACAUAUUAAAAUAUACAUAUUAUUAGCGUGUAAGAUAAGGCUCAUGGACUGAUAAAUUGGGGAGUGUAAGUGUUCACUAAGACGACAAGAGAGAAGAAUUCACAGAUAAGUAAAGUGCGAUGAGCUCGGUAGAAAAAGCGGUGGCGGUAGAAGAUGGAGAGUGGCGGCGACGACGGUUUGGGCCGAAACAAGGGAGUGUUAUCCCAAAAGAGAGGAAAUUAGUGAAGAAAAUGAUCUUGGAGGCUCUUCUUCCAUCUCGACCUUCUUUCAACUCCAAGCAGAUAGUAGAGCCACCGCGUAUAAAGCGGCUACAGUCCACUCUCCGGUAGCCUUCAACUUCAAGUGAUGUUUUGUGAAGUACCUUAGAAACUAUUUGGAUCGUAAACUAUAACAAGUUAAAGUAGUAUUUUCCCCUAAUAUGUUGUGUGUCUCUCUUGUAACAUAGUUUGUGUGUUCUUUGGCUUCUUUAAGAAAAGUAUAGAUGCGUGUGUUGUUAAUUUUGCUAAUUUCUUUGUGUAUCCAUGUUAAUUUAAGAUCUAUAAUUUGCUACAUAUCA
This is a messenger RNA of Brassica napus (rape), 910 nucleotides long. RefSeq lists its product as uncharacterized. NCBI's taxonomy places the organism in Eukaryota, Viridiplantae, Streptophyta, Magnoliopsida, Brassicales, Brassicaceae. The transcript has a single exon. The record is from RefSeq and is a predicted model, not a curated record. Bases 474 to 683 code for a protein of 69 amino acids.